UGAGAAAAACCUAAACAACGAAAUGUCUGUAAAUGUACAAAUAAAUACUGAUGAUCGACAAUUGGAAAAUAAUAAAAUUGCUAUACUUUGGUUUGAUAUUACCCAUUAUUCGCAGACAACACAAUUCAUAUCUUGUUCAGUAGCAGUGUUUUUCUUUUAUAUCCUUUAUGGAUACAUGCAGGAAUUGAUCUUUACAUUGGAAGGAUUUUCUUCAUAAGGAUGGUUUUUAACAUUAGUACAAUUCGGUUUUUACACCAUUUUUGGGUUCCUAGAAAAUAUAGGGAGUCUUUCAAAUAGGAGAAUCCCAAUAAAAACUUAUUUACUAUUAGCCUUAUUAACAUUAGGCACAAUGGGAUUUUCAAAUGCUUCAUUAGGCUAUUUAAAUUAUCCCACGCAAGUGAUAUUUAAAUGUUGUAAAUUAAUUCCAGUAUUAAUUGGAAGUAUUUUAAUUCAAGGAAAACGUUACGGACCUUUAGAUUUUAGUGCUGCAAUUUUUAUGUCUGUUGGAUUAGCUUGGUUUAUUUUAGCUGAUUCGAAAGUGUAUCCAAAUUUUAACUCAAAUGGUGUUCUUAUGAUUUCAAUGGCUUUACUUUGUGAUGCAGUUAUUGGUAAUGUUCAAGAAAAAUCAAUGAAGAAGUUAAAAGCAUCUUCUGCAGAGGUUGUUUUUUAUUCGUAUGGGAUAGGAUUUUUGUAUAUAUUUUUUAUAAUGUGUUUAACUGGGGAAUUAAUAAAUGGGAUUCAAUUUUUUGGGAAGCAUCCAAUGGAAACUUAUGGUUAUGGAUUCAUUUUCUCAAUAACUGGUUAUUUAGGAAUUCAAGUUGUUUUGACACUUGUAAAAACUAGCGGGGCUUUAGCUGCAGUUACAGUCACAACUUGCAGAAAAGCUGUCACCAUGAUUUUAUCAUUUUUAUUCUUUAGUAGACCUUUUACAUUCCAGUAUGUAUGGUCUGGAUUACUUGUUGUACUAGGAAUUUAUAUAAAUUUAUACAGCAAGAAAAACCCAAUGUCUUUAUCGGAUAUUGACAAUAAAUUAAUGUUACUUAUAAGGUAUUUUAAGAUGAAAUUUUGUACUAAACGUUAUACAGGACAGUAUUUAGCUAAUAUUUAAUAAAAAAGACAUAAAAAUAAAA
This is a messenger RNA of Onthophagus taurus, 1130 nucleotides long. RefSeq names its product adenosine 3'-phospho 5'-phosphosulfate transporter 2 (gene Papst2). Gene Ontology annotation, molecular function: 3'-phosphoadenosine 5'-phosphosulfate transmembrane transporter activity. Gene Ontology annotation, biological process: transmembrane transport; 3'-phosphoadenosine 5'-phosphosulfate transport. Gene Ontology annotation, cellular component: endoplasmic reticulum membrane; Golgi membrane. Lineage: Eukaryota; Metazoa; Arthropoda; Insecta; Coleoptera; Scarabaeidae. The record is from RefSeq and is a predicted model, not a curated record.